Trichoderma virens Gv29-8 is the source of this 327-nucleotide messenger RNA. RefSeq lists its product as uncharacterized. NCBI's taxonomy places the organism in Eukaryota, Fungi, Ascomycota, Sordariomycetes, Hypocreales, Hypocreaceae. Bases 1 to 327 code for a protein of 108 amino acids. The transcript has 3 exons. The record is from RefSeq and is a predicted model, not a curated record.
AUGGCCAUCAUCCAUCUCGUUCUAUUGGCCUUCAAGGAGGACGCCACUCCCGAAGCCAUUGCCGAGGCACGCCUUCUCGCCCUCAAGGAUAACUGCCUGCACGCAACCACAAAGGCCCCCUACAUCAAGUCCGUCACCGGCGGAAUUAACAAUUCUCCCGAAGGCCGCAACAAUGGCCUGACUCAUGGCUUCAGCUUCGAGUUCAACUCUCUCGAGGACAGGGCAUACUAUCUCAAGGAGGAUCCUGCUCACCUUGGUUUGGUAGGCAAGGCUGUUCCCCUCGUCGAGAAGCUUACCGUGUUUGACUAUGAGACCGGUGUGUUCUAG